Molecule: messenger RNA, 956 nt
Organism: Diaporthe batatas
Lineage: Eukaryota; Fungi; Ascomycota; Sordariomycetes; Diaporthales; Diaporthaceae
Exons: 1
Coding region: 141-869 (242 amino acids)
Source: RefSeq, a predicted model, not a curated record
UAUUUCCACGAGUAAAUCGCCAGGACAAUUCCUCCAUGUGAUCGUCAUUCCUGACACUCCUUACCUGCAUUUUGGUCUACCACAAGCCCCACGAAGGUGGCAUCCACUCCUUUUUACACCAAACAGGAUCUAUUAUCGCUAUGCUUCGGCUUCCCACAAUCCUUACGGCUUUGUCCACAUGUGUUAAUGCACUGUCGCUCUCUCCAUCUGGAGCCGUCAAAGUCACACCCCAUGAUGCAUUUAGUUCGACUAUCGGUGUCCACGGCUGCAAGAUUGACGUGAACCGCAUGGCUUAUUGGCCCUACUGGCCAGACUGCUCAGGCAUGUGCAUCAAACUCACACACGGCUCCCGUUCUCGUACCGUGCUUCAUUUGGACGUCUCGGGUGGAGCUCAUGAUAUUUCUUUCGACACGUACCAGUACCUAGCAUACGGCACUUCCGCGACGGCAUCGCCCGCCCUUCUGAACCCUGAUGCCGGCGGGGCACUCGAUGUGGACUACGAGGUCGUUGACAUGAAGGAAUGUGCAGACAUCAUCACGUCUGACACCGGCAAGAUGUCUUUCAUGGCGCUGAGUCCUAAUCAGGUCAACAAGUGUAUUGCCGAGGGUGAUAAUUGGGUGGCCGAAAACUACGAACUGAGGAACAUCAAUGACUCUCAAUGCCAAUACGGAAUAGAUGAGUCCUGCACACUUGACUCCGUCACGGGCACGGCGACGUGUCCUUCGGGAACUGGCGCGAAAGUUGCCUCGUUGACCCCAGCGCAGCCUGUCAUAGAUCUUCGGUACCCAUGUGGAGUGGAAGCCAUCGCCGGUCAGGCUCCGCCUGCUGCCCAGGAUUGUGCUACUGAAACGAAGGCGGCUAUUUCUUGAAUUUGGAGUUUUCAUGUCAACUUAAUUAGCGACACUAGGAACACAUGUUUACUGGUUGAAUCAGAAACAAGGAAAUUCUAGGCUGUA